AUGGAAAACGAAGUUGCUGAACUUUCAUCAAUUUGGCAAAAAAGAUUUUUGAUGACACUGAAGGAAAUAAAUAAUGAUGAUAUGAAAGAUGAACAAGCGCAAUAUAUUGCAGACCUUUUAAGUAAUCAGGAAUCUACAAAAUCUGAUAAAGGAACCAUUGCUAAAUUGUUGGCACAAAUAUUACAAAAUAAAUCUGAAAAAGCUGGUAGUUUGGCACAAGAUAAAGACCAAAGAUUAUCGUUAAAGAAAUGUCAGUCAGAAAUUGAUUCUACGCAAGAUGAAGACCAAAGACUAUCGUUAAAGAAAUGUCAGUCAAAAAUUAAUUCUACGCAAGAUGAAGAUCAAAAAUUAUCGUUAAAGAAACACCAAUUAGAAAUCGAAGAGCCAGAAUUACCUAAAUCAAAAAAAUUUGAAGCUGUAACUGAUUUUACGCAAGAUGAAGAUCAAGGGAUAUUGGAAGAACUAACUGAUUUUGCGCAAGAUGAAGAUCGAAGAUUGUCAUUAAGGGAACGCCGGUUAUCAAUUGAAGAACGCAAAGUAAAACUUGAGCGUGAAAGAAUAGAACUAAUGAAAUUAAAAAAGAGCUUAAUAUAG
This is a messenger RNA of Funneliformis mosseae, 594 nucleotides long. The record is from the annotation of a GenBank genome assembly. Lineage: Eukaryota; Fungi; Glomeromycota; Glomeromycetes; Glomerales; Glomeraceae.